CUGAAAUCCAUUCAAACAAAAUCAGCAGCAAUUUUAUCUUAAAAAUAAGUUUAUAAAACUGCUUCAAAAUGAACAUUUUGCCAAAGAAAAGUUGGCACGUCCGCAACAAGGACAACAUCGCGCGGGUUCGCCGCGAUGAAGCGAAAGCCGCCGAGGAGGAAAAGGAGCGCCAGCGGCGGGUCGCGUUGGCCGACCAGGAGGCCAAAAUCAACUUUUUGCGCCAGAAGGCACGCCAGCAGGGGGGAGCGCAAGCAGAAUCCGUUAAAACUUCCGACGAGUUGGAGUCCCGGUUGAGCCGCAAGGAGCAUGUUAACUUUUUUGAGGAGUUGGAAAGUGGGAAGAGCGACGGCGUUGGGCGGAAGAACGUGGAGCACGAGCGGGAGAAAAAGGAGGAGCAGGAAAAGUACGAGAAGCAGGUUGGGUACUUGACGUAUCUGGGGCAGGAUACUAAUGAGGCGACCGGACGGAGGGAUUGGUACGAUGUGGCGCCGAGGAGGGAGGAACUGGUGGGCGAGGAUGGGAAGCGGGUUGAGGUGGGGCUGAAGACGAAGGAGUACAACGAUCCGUUGAAUGUGAUGCGGCGGUAUGUGCCGGGGAUGAGGACGGCGUCGCUUCCGUCGGCGAAGAAGGUGGAGGAAGGUGAACGGGAAGGUGGUGGGGGGACUUCCGGUCAGUUUCAGUACCAAUCGCUGACGGGGAAGCGCAGGAGAAGCUCGUCUGGAAGUGAGAGUGCUCCGAAGCGGAAGAAGAAGCAAAAACACCACAAGAAAAAGUCUAAGAAAGAGAAGAAGAAGCGGAAGAGACGUCGGAGUUCCAGCUCGGACCAGUCUACGGACGAGGAGCAGAGGCGGAUAAAAAAGGCAAAGCUGGAGUUGCUUCGGAGGCAGAGGUUGGCCAGGGAGCAGGAGGAAAAGGCGCGCACGGAGAAGCUGUUGGCGAAGGUGAGAGGUGAUCCGGAGCCGAAGGCGAAGGAACCGACACCUGCUCCGGCUGCGCCGGUUGUGAAGCAAAAGUACAACUCGCAGUUCAAUCCGGAGCUUGCCAAGCAGAACUUUGAAUAAAAGAGUUUAAUUUUAGCCGUUUAUUCUACACAUUUUGCAAACAUUCAAUGGUACUUUCCGAACCACUUGUGAUCCACCGGCGACAGCCACCGAUGACAUCCGCCCAUGUUGUUCUGGAUAAUGUACUUCAAGCUGUACUCGUUCAGAUUGUCCCGCUCCAGCCGCUCCUCUUCCGCCUUCAUCUCCUCGAGCAUUUCGUGCGACACGACCAUCGCCUUGAACGGCAACUUGUGGCAGACCGUCUCCAGAAUCGGCUUCACCUCGGCAAACUCGCACUUGCCGGCCAUCUCGACGAUCACGCGCCCGCUCUUGACCGGCGUUACGUAGUGAUCGAUGGCGCUCUUUCCACCGCCCAUCCGCUGGCCCUGGCCUUUCUUCGUAAUCGGCUGCCACGGAGCAUCGACGCGCCACGCCGCAAACAUCCGGCUCACGUCCAUCUUGCGACCGAUGCCCAACCGAAUCAUCUCAAAGUGUCCCCAGCGGAGACGGCCGCCGCCGGUGGCCACGAUGCCGUACUGCUUGUGCAGCAGCGAGUUGUGAACCGUUUCCGGACCGCGCAUAAACUUGAGCUUCUUCUGCAGCUUGGGCGCCUUCAUGUUGGACGGCAGGAUCGGCACCUUGUCCAUGAAGCGCAGCUUUGGUCGCUCCGGAAUGACGACAUCUGGAAGGACUUUGGUUACUAAUUGCAAUCUAGAUAUUCCGUCCCUUACCUUUAUACUCAAUUGGAGGAGCAAAGUGUUUUAGUGUUGCAAUUUGUUGGUUAUGUUGUUGCCUCAGUAAACCU
Molecule: messenger RNA, 1845 nt
Organism: Culex quinquefasciatus (southern house mosquito)
Lineage: Eukaryota; Metazoa; Arthropoda; Insecta; Diptera; Culicidae
Product: leukocyte receptor cluster member 1 homolog
Exons: 2
Coding region: 69-1061 (330 amino acids)
Source: RefSeq, a predicted model, not a curated record